Messenger RNA from Trichosurus vulpecula (common brushtail), 4291 nucleotides. Its product is annotated as zinc finger and SCAN domain-containing protein 20-like. Lineage: Eukaryota; Metazoa; Chordata; Mammalia; Diprotodontia; Phalangeridae. The record is from RefSeq and is a predicted model, not a curated record. The transcript has 9 exons. Bases 162 to 3548 code for a protein of 1128 amino acids.
UGCUUUGUGUCCAGCGGAGAGACUGCAGUGGGUGUUUCAGAGGAUGGGCCUGCCCACACACUUCAGAGCAGCUCCAAGUGAUUUUUCAGACAAACAGAAAUGUGAGCCCUAGAAUUCAGGCUUGCGCCAGAGCAAGGCUAAUCUUCCCCCCCAGACAAACAAUGGCUGCUGUUCUUGCUCCAUCAUAUCAGGAGGAAUUCCUAUUAGUGAAACUGGAGGAAGAUUCCUGCUUGGGUCAGGACCCCAAUCUCUGGGGAUAUGACCCUGACUCUGAAGCCUCCCGCCAGCACUUCAGGCAGUUCCAAUAUGAAGAGUCCACUCAACCUCAUGAAGUGCUCUUCCGACUCCAAGAGCUCUGUCGUCUGUGGCUGAAGCCAGAGAAACGGACGAAGGAGCAGAUUCUGGAGCUCCUGGUCCUGGAGCAGUUCCUGAGCAUCUUGCCAGAAGAGCUGCAGGCUUGGGUGUGGGACCAUCAUCCCAAGAACACGGAGGAGGCGGUGACCCUGGUGGAGGCUUGGCAGAAAGAGCCCAAGAGACCAGAUCAGUGGGGACAGGAAGUGCUUUCUGAAUUGCCAGCACCCUUGGGUACAGCACAGGAGUCACGAAGCUUCCAGUUAGGUUCAGCAGAGAUCAAGCCAGAGGAGAAGGGAAUACAGAGCCCCUACUGGGAACCACUGGAGCACCUGAGCCCUAUGGAGGAACCCAAGCCUCUGCACAAGAGUGACAGCCUGGCUCCUCAGGUUUCUGCCCUUCCUAAGAUGAGGAGCAUUGGUGACUGCAAGAUGGUAGCUGAGUCCCAGGAAGCCCCAGGCCAUGGAAACCCUGCUCAGGACCUCUGCAAGGACACUGAAGAAGAGGACUGUGGGAAUGAGCUCUUGCUGGUAGAGUCUCCAGUUCCCAAGUCCAACAUCUCUUUGCCAUUAAAGCAAGAAAGGGACCCAUGGGAUCCAAAUCUCUGGUGCACUGAGGAAACAGGGAAUCCAAGAGACUCCCACACAGAUGAAAAGCAAGUAGGGUCUGGCCCAGCAUUUGCCAGGGGAGAAGUGAAAAGCUGGGAGGAGCAGAAACAGUGUGAUGGAGCAGACAGAAAAGUUUCUGGAGUCCUCUGGAGCUAUGAGGAAACCAUGACAUUCCUUACCAUACUUAGUGAACCUCAGUUCUCAGAAAAACUGCAAUCUCGUCGUCGAAACCGCCAGCUAUACCGAGCAGUAGCAGAACGGCUGCGGGAGCAGGGUUUCCUGCGGACAUUGGAGCAAUGCCGCUAUAGAUUCAAAAACCUCCAGACGAGUUAUCGGAAAGCAAAGACUGGCAGAGCCCCUGAGUCCUGUGCCUUCUACAGAGAGAUGGCCACUCUACUGAGCACCCACACCUCCAUUUCCUGUCCUGACACCUUGGGAGAAACUUGGGAUCCUUCUCAAGAAAGGGACAGCAGUGUUGACACUGAGGAACCAAAGAACAGGGAACAUGAGGAGGGGACAGAGGAUUGUGACGCUGAUGGAAUGAUCAACCAGGAACUGACCCAUAAGGGCAAGAUGCCAGGCACCCAAGGCCCGUUCUCUAGCUGCUGGGAUCCCAAAUCCAAAGUCGCCCAUCAAGAGAAGUCAGGGAAAGGCUCAUGGAACUCAGCUCUCCAUAGAUCAGAGGAAAGAGAGAGCAGCAAAGAUUCACACCCCAAUGAGGAUCAAGGAAAACCUUGUCAGGCUCUAGCAAAGAAGGACAUGAAAGGCUGGGGGAACCAAGAGCUGGGCAGUGCAGAGGACGAGAAAUAUGCAGGUGUACAUUGGGGCUAUGAGGAAACCAAGAUCUUUCUGGCAAUUCUCAGUGAAACUUCAUUUUCUGAAAAACUUCGGACCUGUCAUAGAAACAGCCAAGUCUACCGCGCCAUCGCCGAGCGGCUACAGGAACAUGGCUUCCUCCGGACGCUGGAGCAGUGUCGGUACAGAUUCAAAAAUCUCCAGACCAGCUACCGGAAAGCAAGAACCAGCCACCCCCCAGGGACCUGUCCCUUCUACGAAGAAAUAGCAGCCCUGAUGCAUUCCUGGGCUGCCAUUAAACCUACUUACGCUGUGGGUGGAGACUCUGAUUCCCAGGGGCAGGAGCCGGAGGACUGGGAACGACAGAACACUGGAAAGGGAGCCACAGCCAAAGACUGUGAAAGGAAGGAAAUGGGCCUUGAAGUGUUCACCAAGGAGCCCAAAGUUCCCAGGACCGCAGCCCUUUUCCAGAGUCGAACAGGUGUGCACUGGGGCCAUGAGGAAACCAAGGCUUUCCUGGCAAUCCUCAGCGAAUCUCAGUUUUAUGAAAAGCUCCGGACUCGCCACCCCAACCGGCAGGUGUACCGGGCCAUCGCUGAGCGCCUGCGUGAGAGGGGCUUCCUGCGGACGUUGGAGCAGUGCCGGACAAAGUUCAAUAGCCUCCAGACGAGCUACAGGAGGGCAGGGAGCAACCGCACCCCCGAGACCUGUGCUUUCUAUGACGAGAUGGAUGCCUUGGUGAAUGCCCACGUGGCUGUAGCAGCCACCAGCAUCCUGAAGAAGGUGGCACCCCAGCCUGGGCGGGCAGUCAGUGAUGCUGACCCCGAAGAGCAGGACAGUUGGCACAGUGAGGAGGCACUGGAAGAUUGUGACAGUGAUGAAGCAGCCAUCAGAGAAGCCAAGAGUCCUGGGGCCCCUGCUCUAGUCCAAGUCUCAGCUGAGUUGAGGAUCCAGAAUGAGAACAAGGAAGAGACUCAAAAACGAGGCAUCUCUGAGAAAAAGCAACCCUGUGAAUCAGAGGGAGGUGUAACUCAGCUUCUUAACUGGGGGAAAAACUGUGAAAAUAAGUACAAACCAGAGAGAUCAUGGGAGAGAGACCUAGGAGAAAGACAAGGAAAACUGACUUCCAAAGAGGAUUUACAAAAUCCUGCAGCUCAGAAAGGAUCCUCUGCAGAAGGAAGGCCAUACAAAUGCCUUGACUGUGAGAAGAGUUUCAGCUGGCGGUCACACCUGGCCACACACCAGAGAAUACAUACAGGAGAAAAACCCUAUCAGUGUUCUGAAUGUGGAAAAAGUUUCAGUUGGCGGUCACACCUCAACACUCACCUGAGGAUCCACACAGGAGAGAAGCCCUAUAAGUGUCUAGAGUGUGGAAGGAGCUUCAGUGAUGGAGCAGGCCUCACUGCACACCGGAGAAUCCACACAGGAGAGAAGCCCUAUCAAUGCCAAGUGUGUGGCAAGAGCUUCCGGCUCAGCCCCAGCCUGGUUGUGCACCAGAGGAUACACACAGGGGAGAAGCCCUACAAGUGCAGUGAAUGUGGAAAAGGCUUCAACAACAGCUCCCAUUUCAGCGCCCAUUGGCGGACCCACACGGGCGAGAAGCCUCACGAGUGCCCCAAGUGUGGGAAGAGCUUCAGUAAGGGCUCUGCCCUCCACAAACACCAGAGAGUCCACAUGAGGGGAAAGCUUCCACUGCAGCCCGGGCUCGACCCUCCAUCAGGAAGCCUGCGUGGGAAGAGUUCUGUAGAUAGACUGGAUUUGGGGAGACCUUCCAACAGAGAUGACUGCUUCUGAUCUACCCUGGUUUUGUUCAGGAACGGUGCUGAGCUUGGAUGGAGUGGGAAGAGCACUGUGCUGGAAGUCAGGGACCUGGGUUCGAAUUCUGGCUGUGCCAUAACUAAUGAUGUGACUUUAAGCUGAUCAUUUCCUCUCUUGGAGCCUACAAAUCUAUAAAUGUGAGUUGGACAACAUGUUGUUCAAGGUCCUUUGACUCCCAACACUCAGUGAUUCUAACUCAGUGUUUCUUUACACUUUGGGAGAGAGUCUUUUGUGUCUGAAGCUAGACUCACCAGACGGGGUCUAAGAUUGGGAAGAGCUAAGCCCCCUUCCCAGCUGUGCCUUUACCUUGCUGCAUGCCCCUUCACCCUUCCUAUGUGCCUCAGUUUUACUGUUGAGAAAAUGGGGGAGAAUAAUCCUGAUCUUUGGUUUUUUGUACUUUCACCGAGAAAGAGAACCUCAUGCCCUGAACACACCCAAGUCUGGACUCUCCUUUCCUCUUACCUCAGGUUUUAUCGGUGCCUCCAUCCCAGAAAAGUGUGUCACCACCACUGGGAUGGAACCAUUAAACUUUGGGGUUCAGAGUAUCAGGGGGAAGUCAGGAAAGAACAAAAGGGAUGAUUUGGGAAUUCUGAGUAUUUUUCAUUCAGUAUGAAAGAGUACUUACAAAAUGUGGAAGAACCCAGUUAAGAAUAUAUGCAGGUGGUGCCUCUUUAUCUCUCUGUCUCUUUCUCUCUCUCUCUCUCUCUGUCUCUCUCUCU